AUGUCCUCCCUUAAUUCGGCCGUUGCUCAUGUUGGUGGCAGACUGUCUGGAUUCCUUCGAAAUACCGUUCACAAUGUUGUCGAGAUUCAUAAUUAUGCGGCGCAUGCCGUAUCGGAGAAGUUGAUGUUCAGCAACAAGCGUCGGAAGGUGACGUCUGGCCCCGAGUCUCAUUGCUUAUGGCUGCCUACCGACCAGGCCUUCAAGGAUCUGGUCUCGGAAAUCGACAUUUUCAUGGAAACCCUAAACCUCGCGCGACUCACCGCCAUCAGCCACUCGUCCCGGGCUGAGAUAAAUUCGCAGCUCAAUUCCAUUAGCCAUGUCCUCUACAACACUUCGCACGAAGCCAGACUCCUGCAAAGCGGAGAGCAGGACCUUUGCGACGCCUUUGAUGCACGGGUGUCGACCUGCCUGAGCGUUUGCUCUCAUCUCUACGACCUCGAAACCUUGAUCAUGUUCCGAAAGACCUUUCUUCACGUUCCGGACACGAUGCGGUACGACUUUCCCUCCGGGGCCGUGGAGAAAAUUCAGCAAGUCAGAGGAUUUCUGUCUCACCCAGCCUUCCUCCCGGUAUGCGACGGCAUUCUGCAACUCGACAGCAGCAAUGAGUGUCAUCAGGUUCCCAAUGAUGCUUGCGAUCGAAUCGUUUGGGACCUGCAUGCCGUCUUGCACGGACGCCCGGCACCCAGUUUCUUCGUGGCUGAGACUCGGGAGCCUUUCCCGUCCCAUUCGCACGGAAACGUGGAUAAGGCCUCGCCGAUGCCAGGAGCGUUUCCCGAAGAUGACAAGGAGAACAAGGAGAACCUGACCCCGGCACCCUCCCGCUCUCAGGACUCUGUCAUGUCUGGGUCGGACAGACAGCACCCUCGACGACGCGAUGUCUCCGAGCGCGUCCCCACCGACAAGGUCAAUGACGAAUUUCGCCAUGCGUUGCACACGGCAAGCGAAGGCGAUCGGCUCACCAGCAAACACUACGUUAGCGGCAUGGAGCCCGGGACAUCGUCCGAGGAGCCCAAUACCUCGAGAUCCAUCCUGAAGCGCCGCAGAAGGGCUUAUGCGAAGUGGACGCCGGCGUGCCUCCGCCUGGCCACUACACAAAAGGCUGUGCGAUUUAUGGAGGACAAGCCGAACUCACGAGCGCGGUCACAAUCAGGGCUACAUUAUCGAAGGCAGUUUGAUCACUCCAGACGAAGCAACUUGGAGGUACUUUUCCCGCAGUAUCGGGGUCGCGGCCGCGGUCUGCCGACGUUCAAGAGGACCGAUAAAUCGGUUCCCUCCCCCGGGCUGGGUGGCCGAAAGGCCGGCAGCAUUGAGGAAGGAAAGGGCUUGAAGGCAUCGAGUUUGUUUCCCGAUCCGCUCAAGGACAAGAGUGCUUCUGUCUUGCCUCGCCGAACGCAUAACAAGACGCCCCUGGCUGGUGCGUAUACGAGGGAGAACACGGACGUUCGGAUCGAGGAACUCUUGGGCAUGCCGUCGGCGCCGGGCCUAACAGUCGAUGAGAACGUGGACCAAGUUGUCGGACGACUGAAGGAUGAGGCUGCCCGCAAGGCCGCCGAGGAGCUGAAACGGGUCGAGGAGGAGCUCCGAAAGGCAGCGGAAGCAGAACGACUGGCGGCCGAAAAGGGGAGGAAAGCGCAGGAGAAGGCGCGACGUGCCGAGGAGGAACGACGACGACGCGAAUGGCUCGAGAACCUACCCACGGCGCGCGAACUACAGGCACCCCGGGAGGGGCUCGUCUCCCCUCUCAGCGAUUCGUGGCUUGCCAAAGCUCAGAGCACGCUCGAGGGCUCCGCCUCUCUCAGUUGGUGCACGACGCCCGAGGGCACCGACCUGCGACGGCACGACUUCGCCUCCGUCCUGCCGGAGACGCAGUGGCUCAACGACGAGAUCAUCAACGGCUCCAUCAUGUGGCUCGACAGGUGCAUCAACGGUGCCGCCGGAAUCAAGGACGUCAAGAAGCAGACGAGAAAGUGCCUGACGCUCAAUUCAUUCUUUUCCAAGGCGCUGCUGGAAAAGGGAACCAAGGAUGCGGAUCGAAAGCUGCGACGCAGCGGCGUCACCAAGGAAAACAUGUUGGAGGUGGAAACGAUGCUGAUGCCGGUUUGCCUACAACAUCACUGGACGCUGCUCGUCAUCCGACCGGCGCUGAGGACGGUCUCGCACCUCGAUUCCCUCAACCCCCAAGGAAACAAGCGACUGACGGACGUGGCCAUGUCGCUUGUCCGAUUCAUCCUGCAGGACAAGUUUGAAGAGUCACUGUGGAGGGUGGUACGGCACGAGGCACCUCGGCAGACGAACGGGUACGACUGCGGCGUAUUCACCAUCACCAAUGCCAUCUGCCUGUCGAUGGGCUUGGAUCCGGCCAAGUCGUACGCCGCGACGGAGAUGUCCCUGCAGCGAAAGCGGAUCGCCUGCGUCUUGCUGAAUGGCGGGUACCAUGGAGAUUUCAGCCUCGAGCGUCUGCGCAGCAAGGAGCAAGGGUGA
Messenger RNA from Drechmeria coniospora, 2481 nucleotides. RefSeq lists its product as uncharacterized. The transcript has 2 exons. NCBI's taxonomy places the organism in Eukaryota, Fungi, Ascomycota, Sordariomycetes, Hypocreales, Ophiocordycipitaceae. Bases 1 to 2481 code for a protein of 826 amino acids. The record is from RefSeq and is a predicted model, not a curated record. Gene Ontology annotation, biological process: protein desumoylation. Gene Ontology annotation, cellular component: nucleus. Gene Ontology annotation, molecular function: deSUMOylase activity.